UUUGACAGAAAUAAAGUUUAAUUAUAAAAUGUUUUUUGAAUAACCCUUAAAGGUUAUGGUGCAGUUUUCUUUCAUAAAGUUGCUGAACUUGUCAGCUCGUCAGCAAAAUGUAAAGAUUUUGGCGUCAUUUUCUAGAACAAACAAACUUCGUUGGUUCAAAGCAACGUCAUCACUUUAUUCAACAAAAUCUACUAAUCCAAAUGAUGAAUUAAAAAGAAUGCGAAAUAUUGGAAUUGCAGCACAUAUUGAUUCUGGUAAAACAACGGUGACAGAAAGGCUGCUGUAUUAUACUGGAAGAAUAUCUCAAAUGCAUGAGGUUAAAGGUAAAGACAAAGUGGGAGCAACAAUGGACUCCAUGGACCUUGAAAGGGAGCGUGGGAUAACUAUUCAAUCAGCCGCCACCCAUGUAACUUGGAAGGAUCAUCUUAUAAACAUCAUUGACACACCUGGUCACGUAGAUUUCACUGUAGAAGUGGAAAGAUCCUUAAGAGUUCUUGAUGGAGUGAUUCUUGUCAUAUGUGCCAAUGGUGGAGUUCAAAGUCAAACCUUAACCGUCAACCGUCAAAUAAAUCGUUACAAAGUUCCAUGCAUUGCUUUUAUAAACAAGAUUGAUCGAUUGGCUGCAAACCCACACAAAUGUUUAACUCAUAUCAGGUCAAAGUUACGUCAUAAUGCGGCAUUUUUACAAAUCCCGAUUGGAUUAGAAGGUGAUUCAAGUGGUAUUGUUGACAUCAUAAACAGAAAGGCUUUGUUCUUUGAAGGAGAUAAUGGCCAGACUGUUACAGAAAAACCAAUUCCAGAAAAUUUAAUAGAAAUAACAGAAACCAAGAGAACUGAGCUGAUAGAAUGUGUGAGUAAUGUAGAUGAAGAAUUGGCUGAAAUGUUUAUGAUGGAUGAGGUGCCUUCAGUUAAACAACUUAAAGAUGCGAUAAGAAGAGCUACCAUCGCGCGUAAGUUCACCCCUGUAUUAAUGGGAACAGCAUUAAGAAACAAAGGAGUUCAACCUUUACUUGAUGCUGUGACGGAAUUUCUACCAGACCCAUCAGAAGUUGACAACUUUGCUUUCGAUGGCAAUUUAUCAAGUGAGGACAAUCAACCUGUCAAAGUACAAAUGAGCCCGGUGAGAACAAAGGAAAAUGAUCUUGUUGCUCUUGCGUUCAAACUUGAGCAAAGCAAGUUUGGUCAACUUACAUACCUUCGCAUGUACCAAGGUGCUCUUAUGAAAGGUGAUAAUAUAUUUAAUGUGAGGACUAAAAGAAAAUCUAAAGCAUCAAGAGUUGUGAGGUUACAUUCCAACAAAAUGGAGGAUUUAGAAGAAGUUUAUUCUGGUGACAUUUGUGCUUUGUUUGGAAUCGACUGCGCAAGUGGGGACACCUUUGUUUCGAAAGCAAAACACAAUUAUUCAAUGGAGCCAAUGUACGUACCUGAUCCUGUAGUUUCCAUGUCUCUUAAACAAGAAGGACGAGAUGACUCGGGUAAAAUGAGCAAAGCAUUGAAUAGAUUCAGUAAAGAAGAUCCUACCUUCCAAGUUAAAUGGGAUGAAGAAGCAGAAGAGAUGGUUGUGUCAGGCAUGGGAGAAUUACACUUGGAAAUUUACGCUCAAAGAAUGAACAAUGAAUACGGGUUGAAUGUUUCGCUUGGAAAACCUAAAGUUGCAUUUCGAGAAGCCAUCACUUCAAAAGUUCUAUUCGACUACACACAUAAACGACAAUCUGGUGGAGCUGGACAGUUCGGUCGUCUUGUCGGUUACAUUGAGCCGUUACCCGAAGAAAGAAAUACUGAGCUUGAAUUCUUGGACAAAACUGUUGGAACCAAUGUCCCGAGGAAUUAUAUGUCUGCUAUAAAGAAGGGAUUCUUGGAAGAUUCGUGUGAAAAGGGGCCGUUAGUUGGCGCUCGUGUGAUGGGUGUGAGGUUCGUGGUAGAGGACGGAGCUCAUCAUAUGGUGGAUUCUUCUGACAUUGCUUUUCGUUUGGCCGCACAAGGUGCUGCUGAGCAAGCUUAUGCCAGAUCAAACAAGAUUAUACAGGAACCGAUUAUGUCGGUCGAAGUUAGCGCCCCGGUUGAAUUUCAAAGCGCUGUGCUCUCUAGCAUCACCAAACGAAAAGGAACGAUCAGCGACCAGGAUGUAGAUACUGAUUACGUCACAAUCAACUGUGACGUACCGCUGAACGACAUGUUUGGAUAUGCGUCAGAGUUGAGAUCUGUAACCGAGGGCAAGGGUGAAUACGCCAUGGAGUUUUGUCGUUACCAGCCAUGCAGGGAAGACGUACAAGAUGAUCUUAUUAGAAAAGCUCAAGAAGCCACCGCUGCUCCUCCUAAGAAAAAAGCUGGUGGUCGAAAACGCUGAUCAUGUGUUAAUUUAUUUAGGCAAUUACCCGAUCCAUACGUGAUGUUGUUUUAUCUGGUAAAAUUCAACUAUUGUCAGUUUCUUCAUUCUGUAAGUGUAAGUGUGAUGUUAAAAUAGCAAAACAAACAAUAGCCAAAAGGCCUUGUUAGGACUUAUAAUAUACCUGACUGCAACAACAUUAUAUAUUCAACCCGUGUCUCUCAGGCGUAAGAGAAUAAUUCAGAUGCACUGACUAAGUUCACGUUUAAAGUUUGUUUCCCAAUCUCUCUUAAAAGUUUCCUAAAUACAAUCAGUAA
Messenger RNA from Ciona intestinalis (vase tunicate), 2643 nucleotides. NCBI's taxonomy places the organism in Eukaryota, Metazoa, Chordata, Ascidiacea, Phlebobranchia, Cionidae. The record is from RefSeq and is a predicted model, not a curated record.